Messenger RNA from Lathyrus sativus (Indian pea), 687 nucleotides. The record is from the annotation of a GenBank genome assembly. Lineage: Eukaryota; Viridiplantae; Streptophyta; Magnoliopsida; Fabales; Fabaceae.
AUGGAAAACAGUAAUGAACUUCCUAUUUCUACUUUGAAAGUUGAUUUUGGAUGCACAAAGGGAUGCUCAGAAGAUGUCACCGACAUGUUGAAACAAAUUAAGGGAGUGAAAUCUAUUUCCAUUGAUCCAAGUGAAGGGAAGGUAAGAGUUAUUGGUGAUGUAAAUCCCAUGAAACUAAUUAAGCUUCUUCAGAAGAUGGGAACAAAGGUACAACUUUGGUCUUUUGACAAAGAACCAAAGAACAAGGAAGCAUGUUCUCAUGCCAAACAUAAGCUUCAUUCUCGUGCUUGUCAUGAGAGUAGUGACAUUGAGGAUGAUACUCAAACUGAUCAUGGUCAUAAACAUAGGACACAUCACCAUCAGAAAAACAAUAAAAUGCAUGACAGACAUAGUAACAUGUUUGGUUUUGGUAAUCAACAUGGACUACCGCGGCCACCGUACAAUUACCGACCAUUCCCUGAAUAUCACAACAACUAUCACCCAACAAUGCACAUGUACCAACAUCAACAUGGAGGAUAUGUAAUGCCGCCUUCGAUGUAUCCGGGAUUAAGGCCUCCGUAUUCGGGACCAUACCAUGGAUCGGGUCAGCCAAGGGCAACUUAUGGACGUUAUGGCUCAAUGUUUCCAAGUUACAAUCCCAUGGUGCACUACACCAAUUAUGAAGACAAUUACCGCUAUACAAUAUAA